This is a messenger RNA of Arthroderma uncinatum, 1212 nucleotides long. Its product is annotated as Ara2p. Gene Ontology annotation, molecular function: D-arabinose 1-dehydrogenase [NAD(P)+] activity. The record is from RefSeq and is a predicted model, not a curated record. The coding region runs from base 1 to 1212 and encodes 403 amino acids. The transcript has a single exon. Lineage: Eukaryota; Fungi; Ascomycota; Eurotiomycetes; Onygenales; Arthrodermataceae. Gene Ontology annotation, biological process: dehydro-D-arabinono-1,4-lactone biosynthetic process. Gene Ontology annotation, cellular component: cytosol.
AUGGGAGUCCCGCCUAUUCCAGUCUCCAGCGACUUGCCACCACUUAUCAUGGGAACGGCCACCUUCAAUGGCCAAUACAAUGCAAACCCUUAUGAGCUUCCUACGACAGAACUCGUCCACCGUGCUCUAUCUGCCGGAAUUUGCGCUUUUGAUACCUCCCCUUAUUAUGGCCCGGCAGAGGAACUACUUGGAAAGGCCCUUUCUACCCCGUUCGUUCGUGACAACUAUCCACGGGAUACGUAUCGGCUGCUCACCAAAGUAGGCCGGAUAGCGGCGUCGACCUUUGACUAUUCCCCAUCUUGGAUCCGGCGCAGCAUUAAACGCAGCUUGUCCCGCCUGGGAACAUCGUACCUUGACGUUGUCUAUUGCCAUGACGUGGAGUUCGUUACGCCAGAUGAAGUGUUGAUAGCUGUUCAAGAACUCCGGAAGAUCCGCGACACAGAAGGGACUAUUCAUUAUAUUGGAAUAUCAGGCUACCCCGUUGACGUACUCUGUUCCCUGGCUAAGAUGGUCCUAGAGAAAACUAGUCAACCCAUAGAUAUCGUUAUGUCUUAUGCAAAUUUCACCUUGCAAAACACUCUUCUGGCCACCGAGGGGCUCCCACGAUUGACUGCAGCUGGCGUGGAUUGCGUUCUUAACGCCUCUCCGUUAGGAAUGGGGCUCCUCAGGCGCAACGGAGUACCUAUUGGUAGUAUGGGAGACUUUCACCCGGCCCCUAGCCCUCUACGUGAGGCGAUCCACAAAGCGAGCCUUUGGACCGAUAAGCAAGGGGAAAAGAUUGAGGUUGUUGCCAUUCGAUAUGCCCUUGAAAACUGGCUUCAUGAGGCUGCUGCCGUCGGUGCAUCUGGCCUACCUACUGCUGCUUCCAGGGAGGGCAACGGUUCUGGUCCGCGUAGGCUGGGAGGUAGCGUUAUGGGAGUGAGCAAUCUUGCUGAGUUGGAGGAAACCAUGCGUGUUUGGAAAACUAUUCUCGACACUCUGCCAGCUGGAGCUAUCAAUCCCCAGACCAGGGAAGGGCAUGCUGUGUUGAGUGAUGACCAGACACCGCCAGAGACACAGCGGAUCCAAACGCUGACGAAGGGAAUACGUGAUAUCCUGGGCCCAGAAUGGGUGGAUUACGCAUGGGAAAGUCCCGAUACCGGUUUUGUGAACACGCCUCUGCCCGAUCACCCACCACCCGUUGUAGAUGGGGAUCCUCAGACCAAGCCCUGA